CCCACACUCCCAUCUCUGACUUUUGCACCAUCGUCUCAAAACACCCUUCAUAAUACAUCCCUCCAAGUCACGGAUCAACAUGCCAGUCACCAAUUUCUCCCAUCCGGAUCCGUAUUCCUACCAGACAGGCUUCGACUCGUACCAUGAAACCGAAGCCAUCAAAGGUGCCCUACCAGUAGGACAGAACUCCCCGCAGAAAGCCCCCUACGGUCUGUACACCGAAAAGCUGUCCGGCACAGCGUUCACCGCGCCCCGACACGAAAACCGACAAACAUGGGUCUACCGCAUAAUUCCAGCCGCAGCCCACGAGAACUUUGUCGCUGAAGAAGAGGACUCCUAUCACACGCGCAUGACUACCGAAACCCACCAGCUUCACCAUAUCCCGAACCAACUACGAUGGAACCCCUUCGAUCUGGACGAAACCGUCGACUGGGUCCACGGCCUUCAUCUGGUGGCCGGGGCCGGCGAUCCCACUCUGAAGCAGGGACUAGGGAUCAUCUUGUAUGCAGCGGGCAAGGAUAUGGGCAAGGAGGCAUUCUACUCGGCCGACGGAGACUUCCUAAUUGUGCCGCAGCAUGGAGUGCUGGACAUCCAGACGGAACUGGGCCGACUGGUGGUCCGCCCGAAUGAGAUCUGCGUGAUCCCUCGGGGUGUGCGGUACCGCGUCACCCUCCCCGCGGGUCCCGUACGAGGCUACAUCUGCGAGCUGUACCAGGGCCACUACCAGCUGCCGGAGUUGGGCCCGAUCGGGUCCAACUGCCUAGCCAAUGCGCGCGACUUCCAAGCUCCCGUGGCAUCCUUCGACGACGAAGAGGAGCCCGCAGAAUACCGGCUGUACAGCAAGUUCGCCAACAAGCUCUACUCAGCGCGGCAGCAGCACACGCCCUUCGACAUCGUGGCGUGGCACGGCAACUACUACCCCUACAAGUACGACCUGGGGCGCUUCAACACGAUCGGCUCCAUCUCGUUCGACCACCCGGACCCGUCCAUUUUCACCGUGCUGACCGGGCCCUCCGACCACGCCGGCACCGCCAUCGCCGACUUCGUCAUCUUCCCGCCCCGCUGGCUGGUGCAGGAGAACACCUUCCGCCCGCCGUGGUACCACCGCAACACCAUGUCGGAGUUCAUGGGCCUCAUCACCGGGAACUAUGAUGCCAAGACCGGUGGGGGCUUUCAGCCCGCUGGCGCGAGCUUGCAUAAUGUCAUGAGUGCGCACGGCCCGGAUUCCGAUGCCUUUGAGGGCGCGAGUAAUGCUGAGCUGAAGCCGGCGAAGGUUGGGGAUGGUAGUAUGGCGUUUAUGUUUGAGAGCUGUUUGAUGGUUGGGGUCUCGGAGUGGGGGCUGAAGACUUGCCAGAAGGUGCAGGAGGAGUAUAAUGAGCAUAGCUGGCAGCCGCUCAAGCGUCACUUCAAGAAUCCGAACAAGCAAUGAGUGUGUGCAUGAGAUGAAUAGCAGGAAGCUAGCUCGAGCGUAGGGAUUUGCAACAAGCAGUGUGUGAGCCAGGGACACAUACAAUAUAUGUUGUACCAGAGAUUGGACGUGAUCAAGAUUCUGCUGAAAAGUGACCAAGUGUAAAGAUCUCCGGAGAUGACAUCUGGAAAGACAUGCGAUCCUCAACUGGCUGGAAUUACUCCUUCAUACUUUAUGCCUAUCUUCUAGUUAAAAACUCCUCUUGGCCGUGCUUGGUAGUUGGGGGCAAGCUUGUACUUCGGAUUGUUUUACUCCGCCAGCUUCCAGCCUGCGCUGAUCAACAGGCUAGCAGAUUGGUUAAUGAAAACUUGC
Molecule: messenger RNA, 1780 nt
Organism: Aspergillus homomorphus CBS 101889
Lineage: Eukaryota; Fungi; Ascomycota; Eurotiomycetes; Eurotiales; Aspergillaceae
Gene: hmgA
Product: putative homogentisate 1,2-dioxygenase (HmgA)
Exons: 4
Coding region: 80-1429 (449 amino acids)
Biological process (GO): L-phenylalanine catabolic process
Cellular component (GO): cytoplasm
Molecular function (GO): homogentisate 1,2-dioxygenase activity
Source: RefSeq, a predicted model, not a curated record